This is a messenger RNA of Octopus sinensis (East Asian common octopus), 525 nucleotides long. RefSeq lists its product as uncharacterized. Gene Ontology annotation, cellular component: kinetochore. The record is from RefSeq and is a predicted model, not a curated record. Lineage: Eukaryota; Metazoa; Mollusca; Cephalopoda; Octopoda; Octopodidae. The transcript is spliced from 4 exons. Bases 1 to 525 code for a protein of 174 amino acids. Gene Ontology annotation, molecular function: nucleic acid binding.
AUGAAGAGAUCUUUGACAUUUGUGAGGACAUUGCUAAUUACUGAUUGCGACAACAUAAAGCCAGGAUUACUAACAAGAUCAGGCCGUAUAAAGCUAGAAAUAUAUCAAAAAACAGAACUAUCUAACCAAAACAACCAGAAAAUCCAUCAAUCCAAACGUUCACUACAAGAUCAAAGACUAAAUGAAGGACUAAACAAACCCCUACCACCAGAAAACGUGGGAUUCAAACUCCUUUGCAAAAUGGGGUACCAACCUGGGAAGGGACUUGGCCUAACAAAGGGAAUUGUGGAGCCACUGCCAGUAGAAAUCCCCCAAGCGAAAUUUUCAAUCAAUUUAUUAAAACGUUUUUUAAGUGCGCAAAAAAGCUGUGAAAAUCUUGAUCUGUCGGCGGGGGUUGAGAGGCCUGUUUGGGACUAUUUCUGGCCGGGUUGUCUGCCUCAGGAUAAUGAGGAGUUGGAGUUUUUAUUAGUUUUUUACUUACAUAGAGUGGCCAAAAAUAUGGUCCCACAUCGAGGUAGUAUAUAA